Messenger RNA from Lycium ferocissimum, 973 nucleotides. RefSeq names its product proteasome subunit alpha type-2-B-like. The coding region runs from base 162 to 635 and encodes 157 amino acids. Lineage: Eukaryota; Viridiplantae; Streptophyta; Magnoliopsida; Solanales; Solanaceae. The transcript is spliced from 8 exons. Gene Ontology annotation, cellular component: proteasome core complex; proteasome core complex, alpha-subunit complex. The record is from RefSeq and is a predicted model, not a curated record.
AAUUCAAAUAGUUUUUUCUUUGUUUUUGCUUGACAUUCCUUAACCUUUGCCAUGUUAUGAUUUCCUUGUAGUUACCCUAUCUAUCCUUGAUUCUUUGAAAUGUAUAACAGGUGCAGAAAAUUCAGAUUUUGACACCAAAUAUUGGAGUUGUCUACAGUGGCAUGGGCCCUGAUUCUCGAGUUUUGGUUCGGAAAAGUAGAAAGUCGGCUGAGCAAUAUCACCGACUCUAUAAAGAACCAAUCCCUGUCACACAGCUGGUGAGGGAAACUGCAGCUGUCAUGCAGGAAUUCACCCAAUCAGGUGGUGUAAGACCUUUUGGUGUUUCACUCUUGGUUGCGGGAUUUGAUGACAAGGGUCCACAACUAUAUCAGGUGGAUCCAUCUGGUUCGUACUUCUCUUGGAAGGCUUCGGCUAUGGGGAAGAAUGUCUCUAAUGCAAAGACAUUUCUCGAGAAGAGAUACACGGAGGAAAUGGAGCUCGAUGACGCUGUACACACUGCUAUACUGACAUUGAAAGAGGGAUUUGAGGGACAGAUCUCCAGCAAAAAUAUUGAGAUUGGCAUUAUUGGAACAGACAAAGUAUUCAGAGUUCUCACGCCAACUGAAAUAGAUGAUUACCUACAAGAAGUGGAAUAGAUUUUCUUUCUGCCGAAAGGAAUUGGAAGUAGCAGUUGGGCAGGAAGUGCGGACGGGGGAAUAGCACUACUGUUGAAGCUUCUUGUUGGCUUUGUUAUAAUUUGACUUUAAUCAAAUCAAACUUGAUUGUAUAUUUGGCCAUGUUAUGGUUAUUUAUUGCCUGAUUGAUGCGCUGAAAAGUUUAAUAUGUGGGCUUUCUCAGUUUCUUGAAUUUACAGAUUGUUCAAGUGUUAAAGGAAACAUAUGAUACAUUCAACCCUCUUAAUGUCCGAACAAUGUCUUUGAAAACAGAAGGCAUGUAUAAUUAUUGGAACUGCAUUCUCAUUUUUUUUUUUUUA